CAAGCUCUAGGCGGUUUGACAGCUCAACAGCCGUAAACUCUCUCUCUACGGCCGGCCGUACCUUUCCAGCUGUUCUCUUCCUCUCUACUUAUUAAUCGUGGCCGCUUCAGUAUCAAAAUCUUCGUGCAAACCACUCAGCCGUAAACGCCGGUUCAGCAUUUCGAGCUGUCGCACGCCUCCGCAGUUGACUGUUCGAGCACCCGCCUGAGCUCACGACCCAAGUAGCAGCCUGAAGGUCCUCGGAGCUUCAUGUCGAAUCAAUCUAUUCUCCGGAUCACUCGCGAGUUGAGCGAAAUCCAGCGGGGAUCUGAUCUCUCCCUUGCAGUCGCCUGUCGUGAUAUCGACGUCCGGCAUGUGCGGGCACUCAUAAUCGGCCCACCAGAUACGCCGUACGAAUUUGGCUUUUUUGAAUUCGCUGUCAAGUUCACGCGAGACUACCCCACAAAGGCACCAAAUGUGACGGCGAUAACAACGAAUGGUGGACGCACGCGCUUCAAUCCCAACAUCUACGCCGGAGGCAAGGUGUGCUUGUCAAUUCUUGGGACAUGGCGGGGUGAGCGGGGCGAAGAGUGGUCGUCGGCACAAGGCCUUGAAUCAAUCCUCAUUUCCAUACAGAGCCUCAUGUCUACAAACCCUUACGAGAACGAACCUGGCUUCGAAGACGCAAACUCCGACUAUGACAAGAAGAACCAGGAGACAUAUGUCGCCAAGAUUCGGCAUGAGUCGCUGCGCGUAUCUGUAAUUGAGAGACUAGAAGAGUACUUGGGCAUCCACCAGGAUCGGCCUGGGGUGACGGUUUACAACGCCGAGGAGGACUAUCAGUCAAGUCGAGAAGAUGCACCAUUCGAGCCAUUCAAGGACCUCUGUAAGCGACGGUUCUUGUGGUACUAUCAAUCGUACCUGGCUCGCGCCGACGAGGCAGCCAAAAAGAACAAGGAUGGAGAUCGCUUCGAAAAGAUGCCGUUCGAGGGUCCUGGCAACACGAUGGAGGGUACUUUUCAAUACACGGCCCUCCGCGAGCGCCUCGUCACGAUAUUUAAAUCGCUCAACAAAGAGAUGGAGGGCUGGGCUGUAGAGGGCAUGUCCGCGGUUCACAAGGAGAUGAGCAUCGCCAGCAAUCUCCAGCGUCAGUACGAGCAGAUCGUGGAAAAGUACAAGAAGAAUGACGCAGUCACUCUCGACCUGGAUCUCGUGGAUAAGAAUCCUUUCGUGUGGCAACUGGUCCUGUUUGGUAGGCCCAUGACGAACCUUGACGGCGGUAUGUUCAGGAUUAUGCUUUACAUCAGCCCGAGGUUUCCGGACGUGCUUCCACGCGUCAAGUUCGAUACUCCAAUCUUUCACCACCGCGUGUCGCCUGACGGGAUCCUCUGCUACGAUGCUACCCGCAAAGAUGACAUGCGUUCGCAUAUCGAGGCUAUUAUCGCUGCUAUUGAGGAGGAAUCACCUGCAUAUGAUCCGAGGACCCUCGUCAACCUAGAAGCAGCUAAGCUGUUCUGGGGUGCUCCCGACGAGAAGAAGAUCUAUAAUCGACGCUUAAGGCGUUCGGUACAGGAUAGUGCCGAGAACUGCUUUUGAUAGAGCCGGGCAGCAGCUGGCGGUGGAAUCAUGAUUUCAACAGCCCGACGGAAUUAAGCAUGAUAGUAAUUGAUACCCCUGGCCUGACUUCUCUAAAAGGGUCUCACGGCUCGCAUAUUCGGCGUUAUAGGUCUUUAUGAGCAUGGUAUGGCACAAGUGCCUCAUAGUAUGGCGUUAAUACAUGAUAGUCCCUUCGAGGUAGCUCAUAGCACUGAUUACGCUCUGAAGAAGCCUGACGUG
Molecule: messenger RNA, 1815 nt
Organism: Cucurbitaria berberidis CBS 394.84
Lineage: Eukaryota; Fungi; Ascomycota; Dothideomycetes; Pleosporales; Cucurbitariaceae
Product: UBC-like protein
Exons: 3
Coding region: 250-1575 (441 amino acids)
Source: RefSeq, a predicted model, not a curated record